Molecule: messenger RNA, 2852 nt
Organism: Ctenopharyngodon idella (grass carp)
Lineage: Eukaryota; Metazoa; Chordata; Actinopteri; Cypriniformes; Xenocyprididae
Gene: pm20d1.2
Product: peptidase M20 domain containing 1, tandem duplicate 2
Exons: 13
Coding region: 55-1623 (522 amino acids)
Biological process (GO): amino acid metabolic process
Molecular function (GO): metallocarboxypeptidase activity; hydrolase activity, acting on carbon-nitrogen (but not peptide) bonds, in linear amides
Source: RefSeq, a predicted model, not a curated record
AUUAGAUAAACAUGAACCCUGAUUAUGAAAUGACUCUUUCGUACUUCCUGAAACAUGACAGGCCAUAGCACUCACUGGAAACUAUUUAAGUUUCUCAAAGUGCUGCUGUUUAGUGCCAUAUUUUCGAUUACAGUUUUGUUCCUUGUUGCCACAGUUAGGACGUUUACAUUUGAUGUGGACGCGGGGCUUCAGCUGGGAAAAUGGGAAAAUACAACAACCAUUUCUCUUCAUUUAAGUCCGCAACAGAGGAAGAAUCUGCUGGCAAAUUUCAAAGCGGCCAUACAGAUUCCCACGGUGUCAUUUACUGAGACAAAUGUGAACACGAGCGCGCUGCACGAGUUUGAUGGGCUGCUGAGGAGGGUCUUCCCAAAGGUCUUCUCAUCCAGCCUGGUCAAACAUGAGGUGGUGGGAAACUACAGCCACCUGUUCACGAUACCAGGGACAGAGCCUGAUCUGGAGCCGUACAUGCUGCUGGCUCACAUUGAUGUAGUGCCGGCUGAUGAGGCGGAUGGCUGGGACGCUCCUCCUUUCUCUGCUCAAGAGAUCAAUGGCUUCAUUUAUGGACGAGGAACCAUCGACAACAAACAGUCUGUGAUGGGGAUUCUUCAGGCGCUGGAAUACCUGCUGGAACGAGGUUACACCCCUCUGAGAAGCUUCUACAUUGGUUUGGGUCACGACGAGGAGGUGAAUGGCUUACAUGGUGCAGUCAAUAUCGUGAAGCUCCUGAAGAGUCGAGGGGUGAAGCUCUGGUAUGUUUUAGAUGAAGGCCUGGCAGUGCUGGAUGGUGUCAUAAGUGGCCUGGAUGGACCUGCUGCCCUAAUAGGUAUCAGUGAGAAGGGUCAGGCCACAGUAAAGCUGAGUGUCAGCAGCGCUCCAGGACAUUCAUCCAUGCCGCCCAGAGAGAGCAGCAUUGGCAUCUUGGCAUCAGCUGUCACAAGGUUGGAGGAAAAUCGGAUGCCCAGACUGUUUGGAUAUGGUCCUGAGCGUGGCACAUUUGAACACCUGGCACAUAAGUUUGGCCUUCCUCUCAGAUUCAUCAUGUCUAAUUUGUGGCUCUUCUCUCCACUACUAAGCAGGGUGUUGGAGAAAAAGCCUGACACAAAUGCCUUUGUGAGGACCACAACUGCCGUCACAAUGUUUAACUCGGGUGUGAAGAUUAACGUAAUCCCGUCAUACGCUGAAGCUUUUGUCAAUUUCCGUAUCCACUCAGCCCAAACGCUGCAGGAGGUUAUGGAUUUGGUCAAGUCAACCAUAUCAGAUGAGCGUGUGAAGGUAGAGAUGGUCGAUGGAUUCGACCCACUGCCUAUCAGCUCCUAUGAUGAGCAGGCUUUUGGGUUCCAGGUCAUAAAGAAAACAGUGCAGGUCAUGUUUCCUCAGCUCACAGUGGCCCCUGGUAUCUGUGUUGGCAACACUGACAGCCGGCACUACAAGGACAUCACCCGAGACAUAUAUCGCUUUGCACCAACGUGGUUCAAACCAGGUGAUCCUCAGAGAUUCCACGGUGUGAACGAGAGAAUCUCCAUUAAGAACUAUGAAGAGAUCGUGCUGUUCUACUUCCAGCUCAUCCAGAAUAAUGACAUCAGGAAGUUGCCGCCACCUCACAGUAGCCAGCAUGAGCUGUAAAUGGUGAGAUGUUACUUGCACUAAUCUCAAGACACUGAAGGUUAAGAAACUAAGCUAAAAAAAAAAGAAAAAAAGAAAAAAAAAAGAAACUAAGCUAAGGGAGCUUUGUUUUAACAGAUAUGAAUUGAAUAUCUGGAUAAAAUUAAUACAGCAGCUUUAGAAAAAAACUAAAGAAUUGAAGGUUGUGAAACUUUAUAAAGAUUCAUUCUUGCAUUCCUUACUGAAUGAUUUAAAAACACAUCACAAGUUUGCUGUUUGUCAGGUGUUGACAGCAGGGCAUGGGUGUAAUUAACCCUGCACUUAGGUUUACAUUACAUUCAGGCAUUUGGCAGAUGGUUUUAUUCAAAGUGGCUUACAGUAUACAGUAUGUGUAUACUAUAAAUAAUGUCAUAUUACAUACAUACUGUAUGUAUUUCUAUUUGAACUAAUUGUUAUUAGUAACGUCUGACCAAAUAAUUAUAAGUUUGUUGACUGAAUGUUAAACAUAAGCAACCCUGACGAAAACAAAAGCAUUGCUAAGCACAAUUACACUUCAACUGAGCGUCACAGAAAAAGAAUAAGCUAGCUAUGUGAAUAAAUCAGACAAAUAUGGGCAUUGUGAUGAUGAAUUGAUCAUUAAUGAGUGAUGAUUAGUUUUCUAGAUUAAUAGAAUUUUCCACAAUUUUGAGUGUCACGUUUUGUGUUUGAAAGUGUUACUGGGUUCAGGGGAGAGCUGGAACAAACAUCUCACUUGUUAUCUCUGGUUAAGUCUGCUUCAAAACGCAGUUUAUAUUUCUGACUUUACACUGUCAGACUUGCUGCUUUGGUGUUUUGGACCAACUUUCUGAGAGAUUCAUACAACACCCUGAGCUCUCCUUAUAGUUACUCUACUAUUCUUAAUAGUGUUUGCAUUUUUGAAGAUUUUAUUGAAGGUUAACGCUGUGGUACAUUUUCAAAAAUUGCAGUAUGGGCAAUAGAUAAUGUGUUAGACUGAAGUGAUUUAUUAUGACAUCCUUUGAUCAAUUAUGUCUGGCUCCAUAAGCAUUUGCUUCUGGAUAUCACUUGCAUCACAAAGCUGCAGCUCAACACUGUUAUUGUUUUUGGUUGUUAGAAUGUUACUUUGAAUUCUUAGUUAUUUUUUGCACUGAAAAUUACUGUAAAUGUUGUUCAUUGAUUAUUUUUAUGAAAUUGAUUUAAUUUCAUGAAUGGAAGUGUUACAUUAUUAAUAAAAAAAUGUUAAUACAAACAUA